CCGUGUCGUUGGCAACGCGGAGGCUGGAGCGGGAAGGACCCGACUGCUGCUGAAAACACCGCUCGUCAAAUCCAAACUAUAGGUUCAGCCGGUGCCGGCGAGAAGUGGAGAAGCCCUCGCGACUCGUUACGACCUGAAGCAAACUUUUUCGGAUCGUUCGAAUGACUGUGGCGAGGAGAGCGAGCGUUUCGGGCCAGGUUACAGUUCGCUAGCUAACACCUGUGGAGUUCGAACAACAGACACCUCGACGAGUGGAUUCAACCUCUCGCCAUCGAUGGCCUCCAAAGGUUGGCAGCAUCCUUAUGUCAACAUAUUCAAACAUGUCCGAGUCGAGGACUGGAGAAGGUCUGCAAAGGAGGGGGACGUGUCCACAUACACGGACAAGACGCUGAAAUGUUCAGUGUUCAGAAUCAGGGGUCCUGUUCCUGCCAACAGCCACAUCCUGGUGCCCAAGACCAUCAACCAGUCCCUGGGGCUGUCAGGGCGCUACUUCUACCUUCUGUUCAGGCCCACUCCUGGCAAAUACUUUGUGGUGCACCUGGACGUUGCAGCAGAGGAGGGCCAGGUUGUGCGCAUCUCCUUUUCAAAUAUGUUCAAAGAGUUCAAGUCCACAGCCACCUGGCUUCAGUUUCCUUUCCUCUGCGGAGCUGCGAAGGAUUCAAUCUAUGAAAGCACGUCCAAGUCUGCAAGACAUGGUUUCGUGGGUGCAGCCCCCACAUCAGUGCGUUGGACCUGUCUGAUGCUGGAUCUACAAUACACACUCUCUGUCUACCUCAGCCGCUGCUUCAGUCACAUGAAGAGCAUCAAGCUUUGUGCCAACAUGGCAGUGAAAAACAUGUUUACCAGUGACCUGCUGCUCGAUCCAGGAGUUUCCUUCAGUGAAGCCAAGCUGAUGGGGCUGGCCUCUUCCCAUGGAACAGGUGCCAUGCCUAGAGACAUGUCAUUCCCCGUGCCCAGGGGAGUCUCCUGGCAUGACCUCUAUGAUUAUAUCAGGUUUCCCUCGGAAGGAACAAAGUUACCCUUUGACUCCAUUCAAAAAGGCAGUCCAAGUGGUUGUGUCACCAGCCAAAGAAGCCCCAUGAGAGAAGUGUCUCGCUGUGUAAACCUCAGCAAACCAGUACGGGACCGCGUGUCCCUCAUCCAGCAGAUCACUUCCCCAAAAUCACUGCCGAGGGAUCAAACCCCUGUGGUGACAAACAUACCUAAGCUGGAUGUAGUCUCCUCUUUUGAAACGGUCGGAUGGCUUUGCCAAGAUGAUGACCAUCAGCAGCAGCAGGAGGAGUUGCCAUGCUUCAGUCCAUACCGGCUCACAUCCAGGACUCCCUGUGAUACUGAUGACGGCGGGGUACAUGUGUUUGUGCAUCCCGAGGACGCUUUCAGCAAGCAUGGGGAGGAAAGUGAAGAAGAGUUUGCUUGCAGUUCUUUUCCACAUCCUCUCCAUUUGUCAUCAUCUAAGGAAACCAAACAGCAGAAGCUGCUUCCAGACCCAAUUCUCAGGCUAAAUCGAAUCAUCGGCUUUGGAGGAGCCACUACUAAAUAUGCUCUGUGGACCAAAUCAGGUGAUGCAGUGGUGUAUCCUUGUCACGCAAUUAUCGUCUCUAUGAAGAUUUCCUCCAAACAACAGCGAUUCUUCAUUGGCCACACUGACAAGGUGUCUGCAUUAGCUUUUGAUGGCAACACAACACUGCUUGCCUCAGCACAAACUGGCAGUCAUGGUGUUGUACGUGUGUGGAACUACAAAAGAGGAAACUGUCUGGCCAUAUUCAGGAUUCAUGCUCAUUCGUUAUCCUCUCUUAGCUUCUCAUACAGUGGCAGUAUUCUUUGUGGAGUUGGUAAAGACAGCCACAACAAAACGAUGGUGGUGGUGUGGAACACUCUGAACGUUACCAAAUGUGGAGAGGUGACCAUCUUAGCCAAAGCCCACACAGAUGUGGACAUUCACACCAUGAAGGUUGCCUCAUUUGAUGACACAAGGAUGGUGUCAUGUGGUCGAGACAAUAUUCGUCUGUGGCGAAUACGUAAUGGGACGCUGCGCUCCUGUCCAGUAAACCUGGGUGAAUACCAUUCACUGGACUUCACUGAUGUGGCCUUUGAGGAGGGAAACGCACCGACCCAGCAUCUUGAAGAUCAAAUGCUAUUUGCCAGCAGUCGGAGUGGCCAUAUCUUUGAGGUUGACUACAGCAGAGUUUUGAUCAGAAAUGUGAGGAGACUGUUGCCUGCACAGCAGCAGCAUGCGGAACGCAGGGAGAAAUGGACUUUUAACACAGGACCAGGCAUUGCCAUCAACAGCAUCAGUGUGUGCUCAUCAUUCUGUGCCACGGGCUCUGAAGAUGGCUUCCUGCGUCUCUGGCCCCUUGACUUUUCUGCCAUCUUCCUGGAGGCAGAGCAUGAGGGACCUGUGAGCCUGGUGUCAGUCUCAUCAGACAAUCUUCAGGUCCUGGCAGCCACCUCCACUGGUAACCUGGGUUUCCUAGACGUGAGUAGCCGUGGUUACAACACCCUGAUGAGGUCGCAUAUAGACACUGUGCUUGGCUUCAGCGUGGACGGCAUCCGUCGGCAUCUCACAACAGCCUCCUCCGACGGCACAGUGCGCAUUUGGAAUAUGGAUUCCAUGCAUCAGCUGUAUGACUUUGUGUCUGAGGACAGCCCCUGUUCAGUGGCCUUCCAUCCCAGUGAGCAGGUUUUCUCCUGUGGCUCCAGCUCUGGCAUCAUCAGGGUCUUUGACAUCUCAAGUGCCAAGCUGUUGGCUGAACACAAGCAGCACAGAGGUGAAGUGGUGGGCCUUGCCUUCUCUCCGGAUGGGGAGUUCAUGUAUAGUGCUGACUCCCAGGGCUCUCUUGCACUUUACAACUCCUCUGAGGAAGAUCACAAUAUGAUCAGAGUCGUAUGUAAUGUGGUGGCCCGAGGCCCUGAGCGUGCUCCAGACGCUCUUACAGUGAGCAGUGACAGCCGCUGUCUGGCUUUUGUCGGCCCCUCCGAGUACAUUGUCACUAUCGCCGACGCACGGUCUCUGGAUGAGUUGCUCCAUGUAGAUGUGAGUAUUUUGGACAUAGAAAGCCCGCGUCUGGAUUCUGCACUGAAGGUCUGCUUCUCCCCGUCCUCCACCGAACACUUGCUGGUUGCAACAUCUGCUAACAAAGUCCUCUGGGUUAGCACUAAGACAGGUCGUCUGCUCCGAGAGGUGUCUAAGGUUCACAAACACCAGUGCUCAUCCCUCGCUGUGAGCGAGGACAAUCGAUUCCUGCUGACAGCAGGACACAAUGCUGUGAAAGUAUGGGAUUAUAACAUGCAGCUCGAUAUUAACUCCCAGAUGUUCAUAGGCCACAGUCAGCCCAUCUGCCAGGUGAGCUUCACCCCUGACCAAAUGGGUGUCGUCUCAGUGGGAGAUGCCAUAUUCCUUUGGGACUUCCUGGCACAUUCUAUUAACUCUUUGACUGACAGCCGUUCACCUCACAGUUUAAGCUCCAACUCUACACCUAAAUCAGUUGAACCGGAUGCUGGAGUGAGAGGAGUUCAGUUGUCCAAUGGGAUGCCUCGACAGAAAGCACCCCUACCUUCCUCACCACCUCCACAACUGGACGCCAGCACGACCUACCAAAUUAACCAGGGUGCUUUGUUUUGUGAUGAAAGCCCGGCCAUCACAACUGUUCCAGGCCAAGCCACUGGUUCAGAUCCUUCAUCUGACCCCAGACCUGCCGCCUCCUUCCUCAAAGUUACAGAGCUGGUCAACACAUCUCCCCUGAAUAGCAGCCAUAUUGACAAUAUUGAGUCGAAAGGGAAGACGGCAGUACGUCCAGAUUGUUACAGCCACUUUAUCCCACGCUUCAAAACCUCCACUAUUGAUCAGGCUGCUGUUGCUCCCCAACCAGGAGAAGAGGGUAUAAAGCUGAAAGCAGUGAUUGGCUACAAUGGCAAUGGGCGUGGCAACAUGGUGUGGAGCCCUGACCAAGGUUUAUUUGCGUACACGUGUGGCUGUGUGUUGGUGGUGGAGCAUCUUCAAACAGGAUGUCAGAGACACUUGCAAGGCCACAGCGAGGAGAUCUCUUGUCUUGCAAUCACAAAUGAUGCGCAGACAAUAGCAUCAGCAGCUGGCGGUAGUAAGGGUAGUAGGAGCCUCAUCUGCAUCUGGGACAUCCACAGUGGAACAUGUCGCAAUACCAUCUCCUACCACAGAGGGAUGGUGCAGAGUCUUGCUUUUUCCAGGGAUGAUCGCUUUUUUCUCUCCGUCGGCGACUUCUCUGACCCAGAGGUGGCCCUGUGGAGCAGCAAGACCUUCCAGAUGCUGUCCAGUGUAAAUGUGUCGGGGCCGAUCCAUGAUGCAGCCUUUAGCCCCUCAGCAGCCAGCCAGAUUGCCUGCGUGGGCAGCCAAGGGAUUUACUUCUGCCUCAUCCACAAUCGUGGCCUGGAAGAAGACCUCAAGGUCCAGAGGGUGAAAGCACCAGCAGACGUCGGUGAUGUGGAGCUGACGGCUGUGUGCUACCACUCUGACUCCUUUUUGUUCACCGCCACUAAUCGAGGACAUGUUUGCGUCUGGGACGUUAACACACAGUGUUGCUUUAUGACCUGGGAAGCUGAUGAGGGAGAGAUCGGCGUGCUGUUGUGUCGAGGGAACCGUCUGUUGACAGGCAGCAACACCCGCUGGUUGCGACUGUGGGGGGUCGAAGCUCUACAGGGCAUGCAGCCUCGGGAAAGAGUCUACAAUGUGGAAGACAGUGGUACCACUGUGGUGUUGGAGCAGGAGGUUAUGCUGGAUGGGACGACAGUCAGCGCAGCAUUUGAUAACACAAUGGACAUGGGCAUCGUUGGAACCACGGCCGGAACCCUCUGGUACAUCAACUGGUCAGACAACAGCAGCAUCCGGCUGGUCAGCGGGCACAAGACCAAGGUGAAUGAUGUGGUGUUUAGCUCCGACGAAAACCACUUCGCCACCUGCAGUGAGGACGGCAGUGUGAGGGUGUGGUCAGCCCCAAGCAAUGAACUGGUGGUGCAGUUCCAGGUGCUCAACCAGGCCUGUGGCUGUGUGUGUUGGAGCCCCUCUUCUAGUAAGGACAGUGCGUGUGUGGCUGCAGGAUACGGUGACGGGACCUUGAGGAUCUUCCGGCUUGCCUCCUCAGAGAUGGAGAUGAAGCUGCAUCCCCAUCACGUGGCUGUCACUGCAAUCCAGUACUCAGCUAGUGGUCAUGUGAUCCUUUCAGGCGGGAAGAAUGGUCUGGUAGCUGUCAGCAGCCCCGUGAAUGGAGCGACUAUCCGUGUCAUCAGGGACCACAAAGGAGCGCAGAUUACCACCAUCCAGUGUGUGAAUGAAAAGUGUAAGAAUUUCGGACUGGACGGAGCCGAGAUGUGGUUGGCUGCCAGUGCCGACAGACGUGUCAGUGUGUGGGCUGUCAAUUGGUUGAACGACAAGUGUGAUCUGCUAGACUGGCUUACAUUUCCUGCUCCCGCAUAUAAUGGGGAUGACAGCCCACCGCCCUGCCUGGCCGCCUUCUGCCCAGCAGACACCGGCCUGGUGGUCUACACUGGCUACGGAGUAGAGAAAGAGUUGUCCUUCUACAGUCUGUCUAAAAAACAGAUAGUAAAAAAGAUUGCCCUGCCCCACUGGGCCACAUGCUUUGAUCUCUGCGCUAAGAGUCAACUCAUUGCCGUGGGAUCUAAAGAACGAGGAUUGAAGUUAAUCAAGUCGAGCAGCGGCAGGUUUCAGGACUUUCUGCAGCACAGUGACUCCCUACAAACAUGUCACUUCUCUCCCAGUGGGGCGCUUGUUUUCACUGUGGCUUAUAAUGAGAUCCUGCUGUGGGAGGUGAGGGGCCUCUGACCACAGAUCUGUUUAUGAAUCUCAAACCUGGUAGCUUUGUCUUGUUGUUGUUACAUAAUGUAAUUUUAUUAUUCCACAAAUAUAUAUUUUUUAUCAAUCAAUUGUUUUUAAGGAAAUAGUUUGUGGAUGAGCUUUGAGAACGAUUCCCCACAGUGGUGCUUAUUAAGUAAAUUAACUGUAUCUUGUGGAUCUUUUUUAAAAUACAGCCAUGUUUUAAUUAAGGGAAUGUUUUGCGUGUCCAUUCUCUUCUUAUUUUUUUAUUCAGUUAUUUUAGUUUUUCUUGCCGCAAG
Scophthalmus maximus (turbot) is the source of this 6102-nucleotide messenger RNA. RefSeq names its product WD repeat domain 90 (gene wdr90). Gene Ontology annotation, cellular component: centriole. The transcript is spliced from 43 exons. Gene Ontology annotation, molecular function: protein binding. Bases 275 to 5812 code for a protein of 1845 amino acids. The record is from RefSeq and is a predicted model, not a curated record. NCBI's taxonomy places the organism in Eukaryota, Metazoa, Chordata, Actinopteri, Pleuronectiformes, Scophthalmidae.